Molecule: messenger RNA, 378 nt
Organism: Vicia faba (fava bean)
Lineage: Eukaryota; Viridiplantae; Streptophyta; Magnoliopsida; Fabales; Fabaceae
Source: the annotation of a GenBank genome assembly
AUGUCACAAGCGAGUUACAUGUCGACUUCUAGUUCUGCAUCACGAAGAAGACAAGUUCGUUGUUUCUGUGACCUUGAUUCACCUAUCACUAUUUCGCGGACUACCAGAAAUCCUGGGAGGAGGUUUAAUGGGUGUGAGUUAUACAAGGGAAGAAAUGGAUGCAAUUUCUUCAAUUGGUACGAUGAAGAAAUGUUCGUUCGUGUAAAGGAGGUUAUUUUGUCAGUAAUAAAGAGAAUUGAUGAACUUAAGAAGAAGGACAAUAUAAAGUUGAAACAAGAUGAGGAUUUGAAGAAGAAACUAAAGUUUUGGAAAGGAUUGGUUUUUGCAUAUGUUGUUGUCAUAAUGGGAUUGAUCAGUAUUGUUAAAUUGAAGAAUUGA